AUAUUUUGUUGUUCUUCUUGCAACUAUUUAAUUUCUUUUGUUUUUUUUUUUAGAAUGAAAGCUUCCACGCUAUGCAAAGUAAGCAGAUUUAGGAAAAGGAGCGCAAAUUAAUGCGCUGACGAUGCUUCGGACACUGCACACCUGCCUCCUGGGCUUCCUGGGCUUGCUGACCACCGUCCAUGGAAACAUCAUCGUAUAUACAGAGGACCUGCCACAUAUUAUAACGGAAGAAUUCCGCGACAUGCCAGCCAGCUUCGGGCCCGAGCUGCCUCCGGACGGACUGCGAGGGUUCUUAGUGGUGGGCGAACCGGAAGAUGGCUGCAGUCCGCUAGUAAAACCUCCCGUCAACACAGACAACUUCACUGGGAAAUGGAUUGUCUUGGUUGCUAGAUAUAACUGCAGCUUCGAGGUAAAAGUCCGGAACGCGCAGGCAGCGGGUUUCGAUUGUGCCAUCGUACACAAUGUCAACUCUAGUGAGCUGGAGACGAUGUCGGCGAAGGAUCCUGAUGGUAUAACGAUUCCGUCUGUCUUCGUCAGCGAACUCGCUGGAGAGAUCCUCGGCGAGGAGUACAUAUAUACUAAUCGUUACUAUAUAAUGGUGAACGGAGACCUGCCGUUCAACAUCAACACGCACCUGCUGCUGCCGUUCGCCAUCGUCGUGGUGCUCUGUCUCAUUGUGAUACUUAUAUUUAUGAUAGUAAAAUGUAUAAAAGAUCGCAGACGAGCUCGACGGCAUCGGCUGCCGAACAGGGCGUUGAAGAAGAUACCUACGUGCAAGUUCAGCAAGGGAGACCCCUACGACACGUGCGCCAUCUGCCUCGACGAUUACCAGGAGGGCGAGCGCCUCAGGGUGCUGCCCUGCGCGCACGCGUACCACGCCAAGUGCAUCGACCCGUGGCUGACGCGCAACCGGCGCGUGUGCCCCGUGUGCAAGCGGCGCGUGCUGGCGGCGGGCGAGCGCGCGCCGCACGACUCCGACUCCGAGAGCGAGCCGCUCAUCGCGGACGCGCCGCGCACGCAGGGUGGUACUUUCGAGGAACAGCGAGAGAACCCAUUCGUGAGAGCGGCGCGGUAUAUAUCUAGACUGCGCAGUCGCAGUCAGAGAGGGGAGGGUGAUGCAGAGGUAGCUCAACCUUCAGAAGAAAAUGAACAAAAUUCCAACGAAGAACCGGUGUCAGAAAGCCACGAGUCCGCCCCUCUGAUCCGCUCGGAGCCGGAGGGCCGGCGACGCGGCCGC
Molecule: messenger RNA, 1237 nt
Organism: Melitaea cinxia (Glanville fritillary)
Lineage: Eukaryota; Metazoa; Arthropoda; Insecta; Lepidoptera; Nymphalidae
Gene: gzl
Product: E3 ubiquitin-protein ligase RNF13
Exons: 10
Cellular component (GO): cytoplasm; nucleoplasm
Source: RefSeq, a predicted model, not a curated record